Molecule: messenger RNA, 2622 nt
Organism: Rhagoletis zephyria (snowberry fruit fly)
Lineage: Eukaryota; Metazoa; Arthropoda; Insecta; Diptera; Tephritidae
Gene: Hmu
Product: adipocyte plasma membrane-associated protein hemomucin
Cellular component (GO): endomembrane system
Molecular function (GO): hydrolase activity
Source: RefSeq, a predicted model, not a curated record
UAACAUUGGUAGUGAAAUUGCCUUCGUGUCGCUGGCCGAAUAAUUUUGCAGAGUAGGUUAUUUCAAAGUGAUUGAGUGGUUUUUAAUAAAGUCGCUGGUUUUUAUACAAUUAAUUGUACAAUUUAAUAAGAUUUUAAUAAAACUUUAGUAUUGGCAUCGUUUAACAUUAACCAGCAACAUGGGUCUGCUACAUGCUAUUCGUGUUAGACUUAUGAAUUUUAUGAUAUUUUUUCUGAUCGUAAUCUUGCUGCCGGGUCUGCCACCGCGUACCACUUUCCCUUAUAAAGAAUUUCAUGUAACACCUGCUAAAGAGUUAAAAGGCGCCUUGGAGCCUAAUCAGCACCUAGAUGGUGGUGAACGCCUCUUGGAAGGGCGUGUCUAUGGACCAGAGUGUCUUAUUGCUCGUAAAAAUGAGAUUUAUACCGGCAUUCAUGGCGGUGAGGUUAUUAAAUUGACUGCCGACCAUGUAACUCAUGUUGCGAAAAUUGGACAGCCCUGUGAAGACAUAUUUGAAGAAGCACGUUGCGGUCGACCUUUAGGACUUGCCUUUGAUACGAAAGGUAAUAAUUUGAUUGUAUCCGACGCAUAUUAUGGAAUAUGGGAGGUAAAUCUUAACACCAAUGAAAAGAAAUUGCUGGUAUCUCCACAACAAGAACAACCAGGCAAAGGUAUAAAUCGCAAACCUAAAAUUUUCAACACAGUUGCUGUGGAUCAGAAAGGUGACAUCUAUUGGACUGAUUCAAGUUCCGAUUUCUUGCUUCUUGAUUUGGUAUACACCUCUUUUGUGAAUCCCUCUGGUCGCCUUUUUAAAUACAAUCGCGCUGCCAACGUUAGUACCGUACUACUAGACGAAUUGUUCUUUGCUAACGGUUUGGCACUGAGCCCCGAUGAGGAUUUCAUCAUUGUUUCCGAAACUGGAGCCAUGCGUUUGAUUAAGUACUACUUGAAAGGUCCCAAGGCAGGACAAAGCGAGGUGUUUGUAGAAGGUCUACCUGGUCUACCCGAUAAUUUGACUCCGGAUGCAGAAGGCAUUUGGGUUCCACUGAUAAUGGCUGUUGAUAGUGAACAUCCAAGCGCCUUUAAUUUGUUCUCCAACUUUCCUAACAUUCGACUUUUCUUAGCACGUUUGCUUAAUCUCUUCGAACUACCAUUCCGUUUAAUUAACAACGCAUAUCCAAAUAAGUUGACACAAAAGUUUAUUCAUUUUAUUGGACAUUGUGAGAGUGUACUCAUUUUGGCACAUAAACGUGCCACCAUCGUGAGAGUGGAUUGGAAUGGUAAUAUCGUUGGUUCAUUGCACGGCUCCGAUAGGUCCGUGGGCGCAGUGUCGCAUGUCUUGGAAUUCAACGAUCAUCUCUAUCUUGGUUCACCCUUCAAUCGAUUUUUGGCACGUGUAAAAUCUCCGAGAGCCAGCAAACAGCCGGACGUCAUAAUCAGAAAUGUGAGGUAUGAAGGAGUUGGAAUGGAAGCUUCUGUUAAGCCACAAACUACAACUAGUAAGCCUAAGCCCGCUGCUACUACUAAACCACUAACUACGACGUCGCAAUCGACUACUACAACUACUACUACGCCAAGACCCACAACAACGACGCCUCGACCUACUACAACUACUUCGAAACCGACUAAAACUACUAGUAAACCUACAACAACCACGACACGUACACCGCCAACAACUACAACGACUACGACAAAAAAACCGUCUAGUGCAGCACCUAAAACUGCGCCCGGUACAGCAAAAGCGAAGUCUACAUCUACGACAGCUCGACCUACCACAACCACCACAGCGCCGAAGCGUGUGCCACCCAAGCAACCCGCACCGAUUAAGGAAGAAAUACCAAAUGAUACCAAACCACCUAAAUUCGACAAACUUAAAGUGAUCACCAAAACGGGUGAACACAUCGAACUUUAAAUAAACUAACACCAACUAACUCAUCAUCAGCCAUCCCAGGUGUCGAACAAAUACUUACAUACCAACAUCAACAUUCGCCGGCAUGUAACAAUAUUGCUUGCAGCAAUAAAAUUAGCAAUAAUCUAGUAAAUAUAAAACGUAUAGCGAUUCAGAGUAAACAGAGUUAAGCUCCACGCAUCCGAAGCGCACCGCCGAAGCUAAGAAUAUUACUGCAGCAUGAUUCCGCUUAAGAUUUUGAGGAUUGUUUAUGAUAGCUCAUAAUUGAAUACAUUCCAAUUAGCAUUGCAAGUCUAAUAUACAGCUAGAACUUUAUUUUGAUUGUGAAAACCACAACCAUACAUUCCACCCAAAUGCAUGCAAAAGGGUUUUUAGAAAUUUUUUGUGCGCGGAAUAAUAAAAAUUUGUUAUAAUUCAGUAAACUCAGUUGGUUUAGAAGGUAGUUAUGUAUGUAUAAGACUAGAGUUACAGCGGAUCUUUGUGAAAACCAUAUUAUUGAAUCUGUGCUCGAACAAAAUUUGAAACUCUUUUGGUUCUACUAAGUUUAUUUAGUACUCGAUUGUACUAACUUAAUAUAAUGAAUAUGUAUAUUUCCACAAAAUCGUAUGAUUUAAAAAAUUUUAAAUUUAAAAACUUGAUAUGAAUUCCUUUUCCCCUCAUUAAAUAUGCGAAAUCUUACUUUUGAGAGAAAUAAUAAAGUAAACUUCAUGUACUGA